AUGCUCCGUCGCUUGUCUUUGUCUGCGCUCGUGCCGCGCUUGGCCGCUGGUGUCGUAGUCACCACUGCUGAUCGCACCAUUGUUGUCUUCAGCCAGCAGCACCACAUUCUGGAAAGCAACCAGCGGGCGCGCAACAGCCCUAGUAACGUGUGGGUCGAGGACUGGGAGGUGGAUCGCCUAGGCAUGAAGCCGGAGUCAGGUGCGCUGCCCACGCAGCUGGUUUUGGAUAAGCAGCUGGAGCUGUUCAACUUCGACCAGCUCCUCUCGCCCCCAGAGGUGAUGGAGGCGCCUAAGCACAGCAGCUACAGCAGCCGCAAGGUCUACGGUGAGCGGCUGCAGUUCGAGCUGAACGACCGCGCGCAGCGGCACAGCUACCAAAGCAAAUGGUGGAUCACCCGUGGCCAGGCGUACAAGGAGAACCUGCAGUUUAAGGCCAACGCGCGGUCGAGCAUCCUCUUGACCAAGUCGCAGAUCAAGCUCUUUCACUCCAGCCAGCUCAGCGGCGGCGACGCCCUCCAGCAGUACCCCGUUAGUGGUGGCAGUCGUCGUGUGUACAGCAAGAAGGGAGAUAUAUUCCAGCUUCUGCAGGACCACAUCAAGUCGAACGACUUCAACAGCGGCCUGUACUUCACCCGCCGUCAGAUAGAGUUCUUUAAGCUCUCUCCGCUGCCGGAUCAGGUGCCAGUGGUGCAGGAAGCCUUAACGGGUGACCGUCAUCUUAUCUACAAUGUGGACCAGCUGGAGGACCCGCACCUGGCACUGAAGACACUGCAGCGUGCACCGGUGAAUGUGCCGACUUUUCUGCUCUCUGGGGAGCCGAUCAUGUCAGAAAACACCAAGAAGUUCCCGAAGACGUUCCGCAGCAACUUCUGGCUGACCGGGCGUGAUGCCGAGCUUUACCAGUGGCCCAUCAGAGAGAGCGAAAAACGCCGCGGUGUGCCGUUCAGCAGUGGGACCUCGUCCCCGGUUCAGUACGAGCUGUUCAAUGUGGAGCAGCUGUCGAACCCCGAUGAGGCGUUUGCACGCGCGGGCUUGUUCAUCCAGUAG
Molecule: messenger RNA, 1047 nt
Organism: Leishmania braziliensis MHOM/BR/75/M2904
Lineage: Eukaryota; Euglenozoa; Kinetoplastea; Trypanosomatida; Trypanosomatidae
Product: putative mitochondrial RNA binding protein
Exons: 1
Coding region: 1-1047 (348 amino acids)
Source: RefSeq, a predicted model, not a curated record